AACCCACCCUGCUGGCUCAUGACUAGGGAGCUGAUGAGACUGGCACCCUACCCUUCUGUGUUGCUAGGUUAAGAUAACAUCUGCCUGGAUCUUUGGCUAUGGAGAGAGAAGUCGGUGACCCCAUGUACGGAUGUUACUUGAGUAAAUGACAGAGGCUUGUGGAUUACUUUGCCCUCAGUGCUGACUACUUAUUAGGAUAUUCCUGGGCUAUGCUAUUACAAUGGUGUUUAUAGUUGGUUUAAGGUACAGAAAACCCAAGUGGAUCCAUAAAGCCAUGGCUCACUGAGGGACACUCGGCUUUGGGUUGCUUGGUGCCCGUUUUCUUCUUUGUUGGUACUUUUCUCUGCAUCAGAAUGAAGUCUGUGUUCUACAGUCGCUUCUUUAUCCUCCUGCCUUGGGUGCUGAUUGUGGUGAUUAUAAUCGAUAGUGACACCAGGAGAUCCCCGGGCUCAGGCAGGGUCCCCACUGCUCGCUAUUACCCUUACUGGAACCGUAGGGUCGGCCGUGCAGCCCUCAUGAAGCCCCCGCCAAGUGACCCCAGUACCCACCAGGAGCUUCUCUCUGCCACUCAAAGGAGGAAGAACGAAACUGUGCCCGUUAUCUAUGCCAUCACCCCCACCUACAGCCGCCCGGUGCAGAAAGCUGAGCUUACCCGCCUGGCCAAUACCUUCCGCCAGGUGCCGCGUUUGCAUUGGAUUGUGGUGGAGGACUCUGUGCACCCAACGGAGCUGGUGAGCCGCUUCUUGGCCGGGGCAGGAGUCACAAGCACCCACCUGUAUGUGCCGACACCGCGCAGGUACAAGCGCACUGGGCUGCCCCGGGCUACUGAGCAGAGGAACGCAGGGCUAGCCUGGCUCCGGCAGGAAUAUCAGCGCCCAGGGCUCCGCACAGCUCAGCCGCAGGACCCAACCGGGGUGGUCUUCUUUGCGGAUGAUGAUAACACCUACAGUCUGGAGCUUUUCCAGGAGAUGCGAACAACUCAGAAGGUCUCUGUGUGGCCCGUGGGACUUGUAGGCGGGCGUCGUUAUGAACGUCCUGUUGUUGAGAAUGGAAAAGUCGUGAGUUGGUACACCGGAUGGAGGGCAGACAGGCCAUUUGCUAUUGAUAUGGCAGGUUUUGCUGUGAGUCUUCAAGUGAUACUUUCCAGUCCCAAAGCAGUUUUUAAACGGCGCGGAUCUCAACCAGGGAUGCAAGAAUCUGAUUUCUUGAAACAGAUUACAAAAGUGAAUGAACUUGAGCCAAAGGCCAACAACUGCACAAAGGUCCUUGUGUGGCACACCAGAACAGAGAAGGUUAAUUUGGCCAAUGAGCCCAAACAUCCCCAAGAUACAAUUAAAAUUGAGGUAUGAUCAAUGCCAAUUCGUGUAAGGAUGCCCAAAACUUUUGAAAUGGACAGAAAACCAGCAAUUGUGUUCUUAACCCUGUGAUCAUUGGCUGAACAUUAAUGAAAGCUUCAAAUGUAUGGAAGAACCCAAUAUGGAACUUUUAACUUUUUUUUCAUUUACCAACGCCAUGGUUUCUCGGGACGCUGUAUGCAUGUGCCACAUCGAUCCUUGCCCUCCCCCCCCCCCCCCCCCGCAAAGUUUCCUUCAGGAGAACAGUGUUAUUUACUUGAUGUUUUUGUUUGUUUACCUGAAGGCUCUACUUACUGAGUACAGGUUCCAUAAGCUAAUAUUGCAGAACAUUACACUCACAAAAGUACAGCAUACAUUGUAACUAUUUUCCUUGUCAGAAAUAGGUAAUAAACCAGAGCCACUAAGGCUACAUAAAAUACAAACAUUCUGUGAUUUUUCUGAUUUAAUACAGGGGUAAUCUCAUUAAUACUAGGCACCUUAAAAUGUAAACACAACGAAGGCUAUAAACUUGGAUGUACAUUAUAGGAAGAAAAACACUUAGCCCAUCAGGGAUAUUACAAUUCCUUACUAGGAUACUAUGUACACAAUUAUAUCAAUAAAUCCUUUUAGGAUCAAUUUGACUGGCCAAUUAGAUGUAUGAAAAUAGAAUAUCGUAGCAUCCAGGCUUAUAUUCCUUCCUGAAUUGUGGUGCUUAGCGUAGCACACCAUAACAACAUCACAGUUAUUUGUAAAUGAACAACUAAACGAGGUACACAAGAGUAUGUUGUUCAAUGAUACAUUUACACUCAGAAUUAAAAUAAAAUCUUGCUACAAUAUAAAUUGUAGCUAAAGGUGAGGAAGAGUAAAUAAUUUUUUUGACUAAGAUACUUGUGACAUGAUAUUUCAGUCCCUUAUAUGUAAUAAUAAAAGUAGUUUUGAUCAAUACUAAUCAGAUAUGUAGGUCGAGCAGCUUCCUUAGAUAGUAGAUGUAAAAUCAUCAACAGAAUAUGUUUCCAGUGAUAUGUAAAUGUAUCCUAGAACUGCUUUUCACCACAAUCAGAUUCAAUCAACACAAACUAAAGAGGUCUGCUGAAAAGGUUUUUUUUCAUCACCAUCUGGAAGAGAAAGCAGAUUGAUAUAUACAUGGGUAAAACAAAGACUUGGGUGCAUCAAAGCCAGGAAUGUUGGAUAAAUGUCCAUGAAGUCUCAGUAGUUACUUUCAUUUCCACAGUUGUGUGCUUAGAGUCUGACCAGUGGCACUGCCAGCCCAUCCUCCUCCUACAGUGUUAGCUGGUUGACCAAAAGCCAUCAUAUUGCUUGCUCCGUUUAGAUUAAGUCCACUCAUUUGCUGAUUCAUCUGCAAAGCACAUGAACAAAUGUUCAGAUCAAAGCACAAGCAGCAACAAUGAAAUCCGACACAGAAACCAUUAGUGCACGUUGGUUUUCACUAUAUAACUUUGAUAACAGUUAAUGUAAAUUAGGCAUUUUGCAAUUAUCGUUUUUAAUUAUCUCAUAAUGGGUAUUUCGCAGACAAAAUAAAAACUGUACCCUCCACAACUGCCCCUAUUUCACAGUAUUACUGUUCAUUGUCUUCUUAUUUGCUGUUUGAGUGACAACAAAGCCUAGUAAGAUUUUUAAAAAAUAUGUGAAAACUCAAGAGUCUACUUCCAUAACAUAUUGUGCUAUUUUGACAAGUAGAAAGUACAUUUGUUUAUUUGGUUCAGUUCACAAAUAAAUUAUUGCAAACAA
Molecule: messenger RNA, 3083 nt
Organism: Xenopus tropicalis (tropical clawed frog)
Lineage: Eukaryota; Metazoa; Chordata; Amphibia; Anura; Pipidae
Gene: b3gat2
Product: beta-1,3-glucuronyltransferase 2
Cellular component (GO): Golgi membrane; membrane; endomembrane system
Molecular function (GO): galactosylgalactosylxylosylprotein 3-beta-glucuronosyltransferase activity
Source: RefSeq, marked provisional